Physcomitrium patens is the source of this 1110-nucleotide messenger RNA. Lineage: Eukaryota; Viridiplantae; Streptophyta; Bryopsida; Funariales; Funariaceae. The record is from RefSeq and is a predicted model, not a curated record.
CGCAGCGACGAAGCUGGCGCUGUGUGUUGUGAGUUUGGAUGAUGCGGGAGAGAGAUGCAGCAGGAGUGGGACGGCGCAUGAAUUUGGACUCGCGAACUGGGUUCGAUGAUUGGGUCACGCAUCGGCCGUGGAGCUUCUCACCAGCCCGGAGUAUCUAUACAAUUGUGGAAGAGGAUCUUGACUCGCUGACGAAAAUAAACCACAAUUGGGGAUGACGUUUGAGACAAUGGAUUGCUCGUAUCUCAUCUGUGUUGAGCUUCCUUGCGGCUUUCGUAUAUUUUCUGGAGAACCUGCGACCGAAGUUUUUGUUUAGCUCGAGGGAAUUGCUAUCUUGGGAGGGAAAAGAAGACACAGCCAUGGUUGGCCAAAGCCCUAAACCCCGCCAGCUUACUGCCAGGUAUGGUAGUAGGAUUUUUGCUAGGCCUUUGGGUGGAAUUGCCUAAGAGAGGAUUUGGGAGUUCUCGUCAAAAUCCAGUUCCUAAGAAGAAAGGAAUUGUUGGAAACCAAAGUGUCAGCCAAAUAGGCGACGAUGGUGAGGAGUUGAAAAUGGUCUUUGUCGUUCGUCAAGAUCUGAAAAUGGGAGGAGGGAAGAUUGCAGCUCAAUGUGCACAUGCAGCGGUCGGCAUAUAUAAUGAACUUCUUACGAGAAACAGAGCUUUGUUGAAGAGAUGGGAAGAUUGUGGGCAGCCUAAAAUUGUUGUAACAUGCAGAAACCAGAAAGAAAUGAAUGAGCUGCGCGGCAAAGCAGACGGCGCUGGGCUACCAACCUACACCGUUGCUGAUGCUGGUCGAACUCAGGUGGCUGCUGGAUCGAAGACGGUUCUUGUGAUCGGGCCAGGAACAAAGGCAUCUGUGGACACACUUACUAGGCAUCUCCGGCUUUUGUAACCGAUUUAAAGUUUUGCAUGCUUUUGCAUUUUGGUUUUGACAGUUCAAUGAGUAGCCUAGCUUUCGUAAGUGUAGAAUCUAACAUAGGUCUACAUGUUAUCCAGUCACUUAAUACUCAGUCAUUUUCGCUGGCUCGUGUAUAGAAUAGGCAGCAUUGCACGCACAACUUCUUUUUAAGCAUAAAAUAAAGUGAACCAUUUAUGUCCCCGUGACUUGCAAGUA